Lymnaea stagnalis (great pond snail) is the source of this 1449-nucleotide messenger RNA. Lineage: Eukaryota; Metazoa; Mollusca; Gastropoda; Lymnaeidae. The record is from the annotation of a GenBank genome assembly.
CGAAAGUACCUGUGCAGUCAUUGACACAUCGACCGUUGUUAGCAACGGAACAGUUACAAUCGUUGUAUCUACGGUUGGAAUGGUCAGCCAGGCGGUGCUUGACAUCGUCCUGCUCGUCAACCUCGACGUUCUCGGCGAGUUGGUCGGUCUCGCGGGCAUCGUCGCCAACAUCAUCACCCUCACCGUGUUCGUCAGCGAGGGGUUCCAUGACACGGUCAACAUCAGCCUGACCGCCCUGGCCGUGAGUGACCUCGGCGCGCUGGUCACCCUCCAGCUGUACAACGUGAUGGUCAACCCCUGGUUCGCCAGGGCCGACCUGCCGUUCCUGCCGCUCGAGCUGCAGAGCCUGACGGCAUUCUACCCGCACAACUACUUCACGCGGGUCCGCGGGUUCAUCACCGCUUUCGUGGCUUUCGAGCGCUGCCUCUGCGUCGCGCUCCCGCUGAAGAUCAAGCAGAUCCUCACGAAACGGGUGGCCGUGAUCUUCAACGUGUCCGUCUACUCGCUGAUGGUGCUCAACGUGUUCCCCAACUACUACAUGACCUACUACGACUGGAAAUUCGUCAAGUCGCGAAACAGAACCGUCUUCGGGAUACUGUACCGACCCAACAAAGACGCCGUGUUCGCAGUUUCGUUUCUCGUGACCGAUCUCCUGGUGCCGGUCUUCGCGUUCUUCAGCGUGGUCGUCUGCACCGUGGUCAUUGUUGUGACGUUACACACGAAGGUCGCGUGGAGGAGGUCGGCGUCCAGCUCUUCGGAGGUCACCGGUAAAGGGAUUCCGAGCAAGGAGCGCAAGGUCAUGGUCAUGAUCACGACGGUGUCGGUUAUCUUCAUCAUAUGUUUCUUCCCGUUUUCGGCGAUUCUCACGGCGCGGGCGCUCGUCCCCGGGAUGAGCAUCAACGGUCCUUACUGGAACUUGGUCCUACUCGUGGGGUCCGUCGCUUUCUUCAUGGAGACCGUCAACUGUAGCAUAAGCAUCAUAGUUUAUUAUAGGAUGAGUACUAAGUUCAGAGUUCGACUGCGGGCCAUCAUGGGAUGGGAUAAAGGAGAUAUCAAGAAGUGAAGGGUUCUUUCAUAAUUGUUUUUUUUUUUAUGGGGGGGAGACAAAAUAAAUUGAUCUUUGUUUGAAAAUUCAUUCCAAUGAGAGGGAAUUUCAUUGCUAUGUUCGAUAAGAAAUCUAUCUUUGACCCAUAUUGUAAAAUACAAUAAACAGUUGACAAAAACUUCAGUUUUAAUGGAAGAAAAAAAUGAAACUGAAAUUACGGGUAGCAGGCCUCGAAAAUUUACGUCAAAGAACGUCAUUGGCAAAAUUAAGAAGGAACUGAAUCCUGAAACAGAGCAUCAUUUUGACAAGUAUAUUUUCUUUUUGAAAUGUCCGAUUUCAAUCAAAACCAAAUUAGAUUUCGGCCAAGUGAAAUUAAGCAAUAAUUUAAAGAAUGUUUUAAACCU